AUGUUUCGCCUGUUCGAGCGAAAGGAUGUCAAUCGACAAUGGGAGGUGGUGGAGGACACGCUGAGCGGUGGACGAACGACGUGCUGCGCGUGGAAUCGCCGCGGGACGAUGCUCGCGUGCGGCACCGCGAGUGGAUCGAUCGUGAUUUGGUGCUGGGACGUCCGAGCGGUGACGCGAGAGUUCUCGCGGAGCGAUGAGACGGACGAAGAGGCCGCGGCGACGCUGAGCGUGCAGUGGAGCGGCGACGGACGAAAAAUCGUCGCGGCGAAGAGCGAUGGAAAGGUUGAGGUGUGGGACGUGUUGGAAGAGGACGUGCGAGCGGUGUUGUCGAACGUUGGACUGUGCUCGAGCGUUGGAUUUAGCGCGGCGAGGCCGAAGGGGGAUACGUUGGUGAUCAGUCCGAGCGUGCAGCGGGCGCCGUACGUGCGCGGGACGAGUCUCAGGGGGCAAAAGGAGAUGGAGAUGCCGUCACCGCACGAUGCACCCAUCCCAGGGUUUGCGGUGUGCAGUAAAAACGGAAAAUAUAUCUUCGUCGGAGACGCGAAGGGUGUGGUGUCGGUGGUUGACGCGGAGGCGACGCGGUUGGUUCGCUCGUUUGACGUCCCGAACGCGACCAUGGUGAAGCGGUUGGAGCUAUGUCGAAACGGUAAACACUUGCUCGCGGUGACGAAUGCGCAGACGCUGUAUGGAUUCGACGUGGACGACGCGGCGACGGAGGCGAGCGAGGUGUUGAGACCGGCGCGUGAGUACGCGAGUCCGUGGGCGAGUCGUCUACAGUGGGGCGCGGCGGCGUAUCCUUGGAACGGUGAGUUCGUGUACGGCGUCAGCAGCGGCGCAGCGCACGAAAUACACGUCUGGGAUCGCGCGUCCGGAGAGCUGAAGUGCGUGCUCGAGGGCCCGGCCGAGGCGAAGGGCGUGACGCAACUCGCAGCGCACCCCAUUCGCGACUGUGCCAUAGCGCUCGGUUCAAACGGUUACAUGUACGUGUGGUCGAGGAAACACGUCGAAGAUUGGAGCGCGUUCGACCCGUCGUUUGUCACCUUAGUCGAUAACAACGAAUAUGUAGAGGCGGAGGACGAAUUCGACGCCAAGCCUCCAGGCGAGAAGCAGACGCGACGAGGACAGAUUCCCGUGGAGCGACUGGACCCCGACGAUGCACCAGAUUUGUUCACCGGAAGCCCGAAUGAUUUCUACACCGAUAACUCGGACGAUGAUGUCUUACACGCAUUACCGAUUCGCAUCAAACCGGAUCCGGCGGCGGAAAAGUUUGCCGCCGAGCGGCGCGCAAAGUGGGAUCGCAAGGCGAAGAGGAGAGAGGAACGCAAGCGAGCGGAGGAAGAGGCGAGUAAGAAGGUAAAGGAGAGCGAGAACAAAGACGUUGCCGAGAAAACGAUGGAAACGAAAGCUGGGUAG
This is a messenger RNA of Ostreococcus tauri, 1413 nucleotides long. RefSeq names its product WD40 repeat. The coding region runs from base 1 to 1413 and encodes 470 amino acids. Gene Ontology annotation, molecular function: protein binding. Lineage: Eukaryota; Viridiplantae; Chlorophyta; Mamiellophyceae; Mamiellales; Bathycoccaceae. The record is from RefSeq and is a predicted model, not a curated record. The transcript has 2 exons. Gene Ontology annotation, cellular component: Set1C/COMPASS complex.